CACUGGUAUAUUUCAGAAAGUUUUCUGUGUAUGACAUUGGCAGUGUUUAAAAGAGCUAAGAUUGGGGAUGCUGGAGAACAUUGCUUUUUUUUCUCUUUCCCCUAGGUGGUGUUGAGAACAACAUACCCCAAGCCACGUUGUCCCUGACAUUGUAGGUGAAUGCCCUAAUGCAAGUAAUUUCUUCAUUAUUUAAUAGAGUCCAGAUUUCAUUAAUCCAGUCUUAAUGCAGACACCUUAACCCAGCAGUUAGAUGACAACUGCAUUUAGCUCAUCAUUAAAGACCUCUAGUUCUUUGGACUUGAGCCUACAGCCUGCCAUGUUGCUUGAUGGUCUUGGGAGUCAUCAGCAGCCUGCUUUCUUACCUGACAACCUUGGAUUUUGCAUCCAGAAGCCUGCCAUCUGAACUGCAGGGCUUGGGUUCAUCAGUGCCUACAGCUACAUGUGUCAGACGUCUCCAGCCUGAUGUAUGACCAGUGGGCAUGGGACUUGCCAGCUUCUGUAACUGAAGAUCAGAGUAUUGAAAGAAGCACUGCUCUUCUCAGAAAUUCCAGGAGAGGGAGUCAUGGAGAGGUUGACUUCCAGACAUGAGGGCAGAGCCACUCAUUCUCCAGCCUCAGCCCCUUCCCCGGAAGCAGCGGAGCCGACCAGCUGUCAGGAGGCGCUGACCUUCGACGACGUGGCUGUGGUCUUCUCCGAGGACGAGCUAGAACUGUUAAACUCCGCCCAGAGGCAGCUGUACAGAGACGUGAUGCUGGAGAACUUCACGAACCUGGUCUCCGUGGGGCAACAGCCUCUCCAGUCUGACCAGGUAUCCCAUUUGGAACAAGAUGAAGAAACCUGGGUGGUGGAGAAAGAAAUUCCACCAGCUCCAGAUCCAGGAGACAAAAAUGAAGUGGAUAUGGAGUGUAUUCAAGAGAAAAAAUUGAAAGUCCUUUUACAGAAAGAGCUUAACUACUGGAAAAUCUGGAAACAAGUCACUGGAGAAUUAACUGGCAGUCAAGAUGGUGGAAGAAAUCUUCAAGGGAAAGAUUGCCAGUCUUCGAAAGACACUUCUCACUGUCAAGGUUGGGGAGACCAAUCUGUUCCGGGCUUUGGAAUGGAGAAUUUGGUGGGUGGUUUUCAAGGACGUGGUACUAUCAGUGCAGACCAUCAAGUGUAUCCAUCCUGGAAAGGUGUGAGCCUAGCCCCCAUUCAGGGCUCUUGGAACUUUGUGAGUGAGCCUUGGAAUAUUCAGGGAAGCUAUAAAAAAAUCUACAUGCAAGAUACACUAUAUAAAUGUGAUGGGGGUGAUUAUAGUUUCAGCUGGAUAGCAUCACAUCACCAUGAUCACAGACCACUUGAAGGAGAGAAACCUACUGACUGUGAUGAGGAUAGAAAUCACUGCACUGACGAGGCAAUCCUUUAUCACCCCAACUCUAGCACCAAUGGCUGUAAACGUCAGGAAGGUCGAAGUGGCUUCAUGGAUGACUCAAACCUACCCACUCACCCACGAAUGCACUUGGAAUAUCAGCAGGACACGCUACCACAGAGUGUCUAUCAGGGCAGACAUCAAAGCAUCCCCAUAGGAGGGGCCUCGUCUAUAAAUGUGGAGGGUGGUCAGAGCUCCAGGCAAAGCGUUGACCCUUUCAAGGUCCAAACAGAAGAGAAAUCCUAUACAUGCUUCGAGUGUGGGAAGUGCUUUUGGCGGAUUUCAGACCUUCAUAAUCAUAAGAGAAUCCACAACAGAGAAAGACCUUACAUAUGUGAUGUGUGUGGUAAAGGUUUCAUCUUCAGCUCCGACCUCCUCAUUCACCAGAGAGUCCACACCGGAGAGAAACCAUAUAAAUGUGCCGAGUGCGGUAAAGGCUUCAGCUACAGUUCAGUACUUCUCAGUCACCAGAGAGUCCACACGGGGGAGAAACCUUAUAAAUGUGAAGAGUGUGGGAAGGGCUUCAGGUGCACCUCGAAUCUCUACAUCCAUCAGCGAGUCCACACGGGAAAGAAACCCUACACAUGCGAUGAGUGCGGCAAGGGUUUCAGUCAUAGCUCAAAUCUGCGCACCCACCAGCGACUGCACACUGGAGAGAAACCCUACACGUGUUUUGAGUGUGGAAAGGGCUUCCGGUUCGGCUCGAGUCUCCUGAGCCAUAAGAGAGUACACACCGGAGAGAAACCAUAUCGAUGUGACAUCUGUGGGAAUAGCUACAGCCAGAGCUCACAUCUUCAAGGCCACCUGAGGGUGCACACGGGGGAGAAACCCUACAGGUGUGAAGCGUGUGGGAAGUGCUUCAGUCAGAGCUCCUCCCUCCAGCUCCAUCAGAGAGUCCACACCCGAGAGAGGCCCUAUACGUGUGAGGAGUGUGGCAAGAGCUACAGUCAAAAGUCAAGUCUGCGAUUUCACCAGAGAGUGCAUUUUAAGUGAGAAGCCCUCUCAGGAGCUGUAAGCUCAGGGCUCCAGUUAGAAGUCAGAACUUGGUAUUUAUUGGAGAGCCAAGCCGGAAAAAAUGCUCGGUGAAAGUCGUCCAUCUAAAGUGCUGCUGGAGAGGCCCGUGCAUAGCCAUCACUGAAUCCGGGUAGGGAGCGAAGAUCUGGAAGUUUGAUCAAUAAAGCGAUUUUUACCAA
Messenger RNA from Echinops telfairi (small Madagascar hedgehog), 2601 nucleotides. Its product is annotated as zinc finger protein 229. The transcript has 6 exons. Gene Ontology annotation, biological process: negative regulation of transcription by RNA polymerase II. The coding region runs from base 563 to 2401 and encodes 612 amino acids. Gene Ontology annotation, molecular function: DNA-binding transcription repressor activity, RNA polymerase II-specific. The record is from RefSeq and is a predicted model, not a curated record. NCBI's taxonomy places the organism in Eukaryota, Metazoa, Chordata, Mammalia, Afrosoricida, Tenrecidae.